AUCAGUGACAUUCUAAUAAAAAGUCAUUGUUAGCAUUAAAACCUUUCAAUUCAUAAAUAACCCUUUUCAUAACUAUUAUCUCUCUAAGCCUUGCUUCCUCUUUAUACGGUACUUAAGAUAACUGUUGUCUCAAGUUUUUUUUUUUUAUGUUUUAAUUCGGUAGACCCAGGGCUCCCACAUGUGCUUUUUUCAUUCUGAUAGUGAUGUUGAGGUCAGGAAAAGAACAGGAAGAGACUGGGAGCACAGACACUUUGCUGCACUGUGUUUGCACACAUCGGACUGCGAAUUGGAAAACAAGGCACAAGCACAUGCAAAACAGGAACUUGGGGACUUGAACACAAAAGCAGCACACUGUGGGAGGAGUUUGGGGAAGGUCACUUCCAGCGUGCCAACAGGAGGCUGGCCCAGCUGUUGCUGGUAUGAGACUUAGGAGCCGGUUGUCACAGGGAGAGGCCUUUCAUUUUGAGAAUCUACUCAGGCCCUCAGGUCCUAUUCCUGAGCUGAACUAAUUCCCUAACUUCACUUUGGGAUAAUUUCUACCCCCUAACUUAAUAAAGGAAGACUAGGAAUUUUAUCCCUAUCACAGGUGUCCCUUGUAAUUCUUCCAAGAGAUGCCACGACAAACUUACAGGAAGAGUGAGCUGGGAAGAGCCUGGUGAGCCUUUCAGCUCCCUCAGCAGUGGAUAGUCAGCAAGGGAGACGACACCGUGACACGACUCUUCCGCUGUUGCUGCAACACCUCUCAGAACUAGGUCCUACACACGGCAGUUGCAGACACCCUACUUGGGCUUUCAAAGGGGAAAAGUGCUACGGAGGACCGGAAGUGCUCGACUGCCACUCCUGGAAACAGCCGCAGGAAAAUCACCAAUUUUGAACUUGUUCAACUACAAGAAAAACUGAAGGAGACAGAGGAAGCCAUGGAAAAAUUAAUCAACGGAGUAGGACCUAAUGGUGAAAGCAGAGCACAGACUGUCACUUCUGACCAAGAGAAACAGCUGCUUCAUCAGCUCCGAGAAAUAACCAGGGCCAUGAAAGAAGGGAAAUUCAUUGACAGAUCCACUCCCGAGAAAGAAGCUGAGGAGGCCCCCUACAUGGAGGAUUGGGAAGGUUACCCUGAAGAGACUUACCCACUUUAUGACAUUUCAGAUUGCAUUAAGCACAGGCAAGAAACAAUCCUGGUGGAUUACCCCAACCCAAAGGAGCCCUCUGCGGAAGAAAUAGCUGAAGGAGUGGGUGUGCUAGAAGAGCCUGAACAUUUGGGUUGGCAAACGCCCACUGAUACCAGACCCCAGGAAGAUAAUUCUGUUGUUGCCUCUUAUGACCCAAAGUCAGAAACAUGCUCCUGCUGUCUUCACGAAGAGGAGGAUCCUGCUGUCUUGGCAGAGAAUUGCGGAUUCAGUGCAGACAGCGAGCAGGAGGAAGCCACCAAAGAAGUCUGGCCCCGAGACAUCAGAGAGGAAGGACUGGGCACGAGCUCUGAUGAAGCAUAUACAGGAAGCAUGCUGAGGAAGCGGAACCUCCAGGCUUUAGAAUGAGAAGCUUGCUGGGAUUCACUACUGCAGUCCCAGAUUCCAUGCUCAGCCCACACUGCCUUCCCUGUGUUCACAUAGCCAGUCAGGUAUCCUGUCUCCUUCUGGUGUGCACACUGUCACCUUGUGAAACAUCAUGGAGAUUGAUGUGAACACAAGACAGCUUCACUCCUGUCUUUGCUCCAUCAGAGUAAUUAUGUUUGAUUUGUUGUAAUUACAGUUGUCUCCCACUGAGGAGCAGAGGUCUGACCCUUCCUGCUUGGAAUGACAGAUGAUAUACCUGUGAACGAACAUCAACUUACAUACUAGGCCUUGAGAGUGAAGAUUUCAGAGUCCAAGAUGCCUUAAGCAGGUUGGUGGUCUCGUGGGUUCCAGAAGAGAAUAUUUUGUCUGUGGAGAUGAUGGAGUGAGCAGGCUAAGACCCUGCCAUGACCUAAGAUGCCCCCUCUUUUCACUGAAGUAGCAGAUUUCCUAUUGCUUGGGUCUCUACCUUCCCUUAGCCUGUUCUACUAAAGCAGCACUUUUGAUCUUACCCAGUGAAGCAGAGGUUUGAGACUGUAGGAAAACCCGUCCCAAGGUUCUACAAGAGGAGGGACCAAGGCAUUACUGGGCAGUGCUUGCCACCGAGGACAUUUGCACUCAGCACCAUGUGGAUUUAAACAGAAAUGAGCACUGAGCUCAUAGAUAAGGUGCCAGCCCAGCAGAGAAGUUAGAAGGUAUGAGGAUAGCAGUGCCCGGGACCACGAAGGGAUCUGGAGAAAUUUUGAUCAUACUAAAUUGCUCAUUGUGUCUAAAUUUAGGCAAGAUAGCAGUGUUGGAUUCUGUCAGACUAAAUUGCUCACUGUGUCUAAAUUUAGACAAGAUAGCAGUGUUGGAUUCUGUCAGUUAAGGACAAGUAUGGUUGUAGUUUUAUAUGUAAGACCUGAGAGUUUAAAGAAAGGGCAUUCCCAGCUAGGGAAAGCUAAGAACUUAUGGAAUUUAGAGUUCCUCUGUGCUUGGCAUAAACAAGAUGCUAGGAAAAUAGCUUAGAAAAGCAUUGUUGAAGAAUGAAAUAUAUUCCAGCUGUAUGUGAACCUUUGAUUUGCAGAGUGUGGUAGAGUGGGAGACUACUGUCUCCUAGAGUGACAAGGUCUUUUCAGGAUGUUUUAUUUAGGUUAAGGACACAAGUUGAGAGGAAAGGGGAUAACAGACACUGUCUUCACUGCUCAUGAGUCUGAUGCCCGGGUCCUUGCACACUUGUAGCGUGUGUGUACUACUUCCAGUCCCAAGAAUGUAGAUGCUCUUUACUUCUGAGAAAUUGUUUUUCACGUUAUUCCCCUCCACUGUGAUCAUGCUCUUAUUGGAAGAGGGUCCUGGUUUAAAUUCCCACUAGAGAUAAAUGUUUCCUUAGAAACAGAAGGCUAGGGGGCCAUGUGAUGGCGCACCUGGUUAAGUAGAGCUGUAGGUCUCUUUCCCUCUCAACUUCUCUGUCUCUAUCCAGUAAUAAAACAGAAGGCUAAAUGCCUAACUUAAAUUGUCAAGUUUAAUGGCCCAUAAAAUGUCAUGAUGAAUACAUGUUAGCCUUGAAAAUAUGACGUCCACAGUUUGAUUCACAUAUGCCAGAAUGAUGUUCUGGGCUCUCUCAAUAAAUGUUCUUUUUACUGGAUAGAGAGAUUCCUGCAGCAGUGCUCAUGAAGCUUUCUCCUUGCAGGUGGAGACGGAGGCUUGAACCUGGGUCCACCACCACCCCAUUAUAAAAUCCCAUUUUAACAAACUCGGUUUAACAUGGGAACUUUAGUCAACCCAAGGCUUAUGCUCUAGUUAAGGAAGAGCUUGUUUAUUAUUUUACUCUCAUACUUUAACAGUCAUUACUAUUAUGCUGUAACCAAAAUCUGUAGGGGAAUUUUUUAAAAAAAUUAUUUUUAUUUUUAUUUUAUUCACUGAAUAGAGACAUCCAGAAAUCAAGAGGGAAGGGGGUGAUAGAGAGGGAGAGACAGAGAGACACCUGCAACACUGCUUCACCACUUGCAGAGCAUUCCCCCUGCAGGUGGGGACUGGGGACUCAAACCUGGGUCCUUGUGCACUGUAACAUGAGUGCUCAACCUGGUGUGCCACCACCCGGCCCCAGGGGAAAUUUUUUCAGUGGGGCUCAGUGCCUGCACACAAAUCCUUGGCUCCCAGAAACCAUUUUUCCUUGAGGAGAAAGACUGGCACCUGCUUUACCACUCAUGGAGCUCGAACCCACGUCUUUGUGCACUUACCCAGGCGUGCCACUGUCCAGCUCCAGGAAAGAUCUUAGUUUGCCAAAGUUUUUCUUUUGCUGCUGGGGUUCUGUGUUGGCACUGUGAAUCUACCACUCCCAAUGGCCUUUUUUUUUUUUUUUUUUUUGAAGGACAGAAAUUGAGAGGUGGAAGAGAAAGUACAUUCUUGUCAGAUAUGUAAUAUAAAAGUAAUAUAAAGGUGUUAGAGGUAGCUUGAGGAGACUGAGGUGUCUGCUGGCAUAUGGCCCUUUUAUUCUGAAUGCUACUGUCAGAAUUUAAGAUUUCCAGUUGGCUCUUAUCGCCCUAGCUAUUGCUCUGUACAGCUAUGAUACAUUUAUGUAUAUGAUGAUGUGUAAAUAUAAACUAGCAUAGUCAAAGCAAUAGAUUGGUUCUUAUUGUCA
Molecule: messenger RNA, 4170 nt
Organism: Erinaceus europaeus (western European hedgehog)
Lineage: Eukaryota; Metazoa; Chordata; Mammalia; Eulipotyphla; Erinaceidae
Gene: RIC3
Product: RIC3 acetylcholine receptor chaperone
Exons: 5
Coding region: 918-1535 (205 amino acids)
Biological process (GO): protein localization to cell surface; synaptic transmission, cholinergic
Cellular component (GO): neuronal cell body; neuron projection; intracellular membrane-bounded organelle
Source: RefSeq, a predicted model, not a curated record